Messenger RNA from Anopheles darlingi, 325 nucleotides. RefSeq lists its product as uncharacterized. Lineage: Eukaryota; Metazoa; Arthropoda; Insecta; Diptera; Culicidae. The coding region runs from base 123 to 314 and encodes 63 amino acids. The record is from RefSeq and is a predicted model, not a curated record. The transcript is spliced from 2 exons.
AGUGCAAGCACGUGCGUGUGUGCGAGGAGAUUGUGUUUCGUAAGCGGUGCCGGGCAAGAACGCGAUUUCCGCUGGUAAAUGUAAAAUAAAAGACUAAAAAACCAUCACCGUAGUGCACGAUUAUGCGCUUGGGACAUGUUGGAAAGAUCGGUAUCGGCUGGGCCAUCAUAAGCGUGGUAGGUAUCGGGGCGUUUGUUGCUUCGAAGCAAUCCGUGGACAAGAACCGGUAUGAGAAUAUGAAAAUUCGCGAACGCAUGCGACAAUCGAACGUUGGCCAAUACGAAGUGAAGGAAAAGCGACGGUUCGACGUUUAGAAGCGCACCAA